Guillardia theta CCMP2712 is the source of this 966-nucleotide messenger RNA. RefSeq lists its product as hypothetical. Gene Ontology annotation, cellular component: mitochondrion. Bases 1 to 966 code for a protein of 321 amino acids. Lineage: Eukaryota; Cryptophyceae; Pyrenomonadales; Geminigeraceae. Gene Ontology annotation, molecular function: transmembrane transporter activity. Gene Ontology annotation, biological process: transport. The transcript has a single exon. The record is from RefSeq and is a predicted model, not a curated record.
AUGACCAUCGCUCGCGUCCCCGUGUCCAGUCCUCCAUCGCACGCCCCCGACGUGAAGCGGAGCUCCUUCAAGGGGGAGUUAGCAGGGAAAGGCAACGCCACGACCGAAGCGGUGGUCGGGUUGCUGGCUGGGAUGGUUUACGGAGCGACUUCUCCUCUCGCGGGACAUCCUUUCGACACCGUGAAGACGAAGAUGCAGGCGCAGGCGUCUCACCGCAACUGCACGUCGAUGGAUGUUGUUCGUUAUGUGUACAAAACAGAAGGUGUCAAGGGAUUUUACCGCGGUCUCGUCCCGGCCUUGACCGGUGGCUCCAUCUUUGGUGGGAUCGUGCUGGGUGCGUACGGGGGCACUUUUGCAGCGUGCGAAGGAACGAUCCUGGCUGAGCCCAUACCUGGGACAGGAGGGUUGCGAGGGGCAGUGGUGGCUGGGGGGAUAGUAUCUGCAGCGUCGAGGAGUGUGAUAGAAACUCCUCUGGCUCUGAUCAAGAUCAGGAGGCAGACCGGACAGUCUUGGCUCAUCUCUCCUCAGAGCCAGCACACCCUUGUCAACGCUGGGCUGCAGGUGAAGGAGCUGUACAAGGGCAUGGGGCCCACGUUUUGGCGGUCGACCUUCAUGCUCGGAACUUUCUUCAUCCUCAAUGACUAUGCCGUUCGCCUCAUCCCUGACGUUGUGAACGCUCCUGUCGUGGGCCCGUUCGUGAAGGGAGGAGUGUGUGCGACCAUCGGAUGGCUGCUGGCAUGGCCGAUCGAGGUCGUCAAGUCGCGGGUACAGGCAGACAGGACCAGCAACUACGGGAACAAGACCACGAUCAGGCUGAUCCGAGAGAUCGUCAAGGAGGAAGGGUUGGCAAGAACGUUUCGAGGCAUCGGGCCCGGGAUCUGCAAGUCGUUUGUGUCCAACGGAGCAGCGAUGUUCAUGUUUCACUUCCUGCAUGAGUUCAUGGAGAAGGAUGAGAGUAGCAGCUAA